UCCUACUCUUCGGCUGACCCCUAGUGGUUACGUGGAGCUGCUAGCCACGCAAGUCUGGGUCCUGCGAUCCACCGGGGUCCUUGUUGUCUGGUGUCAUUCCUAAGCGGCCUGUUCGCGCGAGAGUAGAUGGGCGGGUUUGGAGUCAGUCUCUGGUGAGGGGCUUGCACGGCAGUGAAUCGGAGCCCUGCUUAGGUACCCACCUAGGGUGCGUGGAGCCGCUCAGGCGAUCACCCGGACACCCGGUGACUGAAAAGCGCCGGAGCGCCUUGGAGAAGCCCGGACAGCCCCUUUCGCCCGCAGCCAGGCGCUAGGGUCUGGAGCUAAGGGAGAGACAGAUCGACUUCCAGUGCCUGGGCCACAGCGGCGGCCCUGGGAGCAGAGCUGCCACAUAGCCCCAUGAGCCCUUCGCCGGACGCUGAAGUACCAGCAUCUAGGGCCUCACCAGUCGACGUAUUGUCUGGGGCUGAACCCCAAGUCCUGACCUCGGCUCUAACCCACUGCCUGGGGGAAUCCAGGUGGAGCAACCCCAUUCCGUUAAAGAUGAAAGGCUGGGGUUGGCUGGCCCUGCUUCUGGGGGCCCUGCUGGGAACUGCCUGGGCUCGGAGGAGCCAGGAUCUACAUUGUGGAGCUUGCAGGGCUCUGGUGGAUGAACUGGAGUGGGAAAUUGCCCAGGUGGAUCCCAAGAAGACCAUUCAGAUGGGCUCUUUCCGAAUCAAUCCAGAUGGCAGCCAGUCAGUGGUGGAGGUGCCUUACGCCCGCUCAGAGGCCCACCUCACAGAGCUGCUAGAGGAAGUAUGUGACCGGAUGAAGGAGUAUGGGGAACAGAUUGACCCUUCCACCCACCGCAAGAAUUAUGUACGUGUAGUGAGCCGAAAUGGAGAAUCCAGUAAACUGGAUCUACAGGGCAUCCGAAUUGAUUCAGACAUCAGUGGCACCCUCAAAUUUGUGUGUGAGAGCAUUGUGGAGGAAUAUGAGGAUGAACUCAUAGAAUUCUUUUCCCGAGAGGCUGACAAUGUUAAAGACAAACUUUGUAGUAAGAGGACAGAUCUCUGUGACCAUGCCCUGCACAUAUCGCACGACGAGCUGUGAACCACUGGAGCGGCCUGAACUGAUGGAUCACCCCCAGGAGGGGAAAAGAUGGAGGGAUCAGCAAGAUCAUACAGGAAGGGGGAGAUGGAUGUGAUCAACUCAGCUGAGAAGUAAGGGCUUUUUCAGAUAGGGGGAAAUUAGGUAAGGAAUGUUAUUUAAUGAAAGGCCUUAUUUGAUGGCCUAAAUUUUUAAGAUUUGAUGCCAACAGCAGUACUAAAGUAUACCCUUUUCAUCUUCAUCACUGGCUAUUGUCAAUCUAGUCUGUAAGUCUGGCCUCACUUUCUGUAUGUAGAGAUUCUGUACUGUGGCAUAAGGAUGAAAACAAAGGAUAACUUCUUUGAGGAGUUUUUUAAAUACCCUUACUCUGGAGUUUGGCUGUCUUAGGGUUUGGAAUGGAACAUUUCUGUCCCAGGAAUGCCUCAGGGAGAGAACAACUGAA
Molecule: messenger RNA, 1528 nt
Organism: Phyllostomus hastatus (greater spear-nosed bat)
Lineage: Eukaryota; Metazoa; Chordata; Mammalia; Chiroptera; Phyllostomidae
Gene: CNPY2
Product: canopy FGF signaling regulator 2
Exons: 8
Coding region: 397-1089 (230 amino acids)
Cellular component (GO): endoplasmic reticulum
Source: RefSeq, a predicted model, not a curated record